AUGUCGGAUUGCGGAGGGCCUCGAGCUAUUCACCAACUGUGCGACUCGGUGAGCGGCGCGAACUGGCGCUCGACGCGGUUCGAGGACGUGCGGACGGUGAAUCAAUACGCCUGCUGCGUCUGCUACGUCAUUCCAAGCACGACGGUACUGCUGCCCUGUUCGCACGUUCUGUGCGAGCACUGUGUGACUGGGUGUGCCGUCCAAGGUCAUGGCAGCAUCUGUCCCCUGGACGCCCAGCCUUUCUGCGAAGAUGAGUGCCAGAAGCUAAAGCUUCCUGCCAAGGCGAAACACAACCUGAAGGCUCAUUGCUGGAAUGAGGUCAACGGCUGCCAGUUUGUGGGAACCAUCGAAGCCGUUCUGCAGCACUUCGACAGAGACUGCAUCUUCCACGCCCUCCAGUGUCGACGCUGCGAACGAAGAAUACUGCGCACUGACAUUGCAGCCCACUACGUUGCCGGGUGCUCACAGAAUGCAUCUGGCGCAAGAGAUGGUCAGCCGAGCACUCAAGAUAGGGCAUUUGCCAGUUGUUACGAGGAUGCAGUGUUAGAAAAGCUGUCUGCUCUUCAGAGACAAAUGAACGAUCUCUCCAGAAAAGCGGACUCCGUAGAUUUCGAAGCUGUGAGCUGCGGAAUGAAAGGCAUAGAGUCGAACAUCACCUCAAUGAUGACUCGCCACCUGAAAGCUGGCCUAGAAGAAGUGAAGCUGCUUGUGAGAGACCCCUUGAGCUGAUCAGCUGUCGUCACUUCAGAGCCAAAUGAAUGAACUCGUUGAACAGACAAGGCAGCAUGACACCUCCGAAAUUCAGGAAGUGGUACGCGAAACUAGAGACUCGCAAAACGAAUUGAAGCAAGAUGUUCAGGCAAUGUCACAGCUAACGGCGAGAAUGCCAAGUGAUGUGGAAACUACAUUCAAAGAAAUCCUAACAGUCCAAUUACGGAAAUUUAAACAUGCGUUAGAGGCAUGGAAAUGCGAGAUGAAGGAACAAAUGAGUAAGGUUGAGGCUUAUCUCUGUACGAAGCUCAUGGACCAACAGCAGUGUCGGCAAAGGGCCCUAGAUUCAGACAAUAAUGGAUCCACCGAAACAGAAGAGCUCCUUGCUGCUGCUGCUUUGGGAAAAGAAGAAGAAAUACCGUUGAACAUGCAAGAAAGCUCAAUACCGUUGCAGCUGGAAAUGUUUGUUCACGAAACUAUGAAAACUAUGGAAUUCCUGCGGCAGCAGGUUUAUAGGCAAAGGGAAGAACUCUGGGUUUAUAAUAUUACCGCCUGCCGGGAUACUCAUGAUGGCUUGUGGAGAAAUAUUCCUCAACAUACCUCAUUUACAGUGAUCCUAAAGAAAGCUGGAAGUAUUUUUAGCGCAGAGAAAAAUGUCUUAACAGUCGCGAAUCUUGUGAAGUACAGGGAUAUGCAUAUUCAGAUUACCUUUGAGUCUACGUGUUCACCCCAACCGAGGUUACUCAUAAAUAUAGAUUGCAUUAAGACUUUGGGAGAUUCUAAGUUUCCUUUCACUAAGAUCACACUUCGGGCGAUAAAUUUACGUGCUGGAGGGUGCAUUAAUUGUGAAGUGUUGUAUACCAAACGUCAAUGCGGCACAUGCACCAAGAAAAAUAUUUCUCAUUUUAUUGCAAAUUUCGCGGUAGAAGAAGAGUUUGCGAAACAGAGUUUUAUAGAUGGAGAACUUACGCUGCUUUUUUCUUUUUAUUAGGGGACAUCUACGGUAUACGCAGAGGACGUGUACCCUUGAUUACACAUACGCCUACAUUUGAAAUACUGUCAAGUUGGUAGCGUCUUUACCUUGUCUGUUGCUGACCCCCUGCUUUUUCAUUUUUGCUUGAAGGGUUGAACUUUGCAUUAUUUCGUGUGUAAGUUUAUGAAGUAGAGAGCAGAACACUUUCCGUUACUGUCGAGAGUAUUUGUGGUGUGGAAAGACGGUGGUCUCAUACAGUAAGCCCUACGCAGGUCAGUUUCGCGGCUACAGCGUUGUUGAUUUUAUGACUGGCACCGCCACGGGCUCCCACGUGGGGAACACUGUUGCUUCCUUCUUGCGAUUUGUCACUGUGACGUUCACUGGUGUGUACGUUGACAUGAAUGAGUUGGAAAUAUGCACGUGCAAUACGAAUAAAUAAAACAUUGGCCCUGUA
Rhipicephalus microplus (southern cattle tick) is the source of this 2138-nucleotide messenger RNA. RefSeq lists its product as uncharacterized. The record is from RefSeq and is a predicted model, not a curated record. Gene Ontology annotation, molecular function: tumor necrosis factor receptor binding. NCBI's taxonomy places the organism in Eukaryota, Metazoa, Arthropoda, Arachnida, Ixodida, Ixodidae. Gene Ontology annotation, biological process: regulation of canonical NF-kappaB signal transduction. Gene Ontology annotation, cellular component: plasma membrane signaling receptor complex; cytoplasmic side of plasma membrane.